Molecule: messenger RNA, 2519 nt
Organism: Camellia sinensis
Lineage: Eukaryota; Viridiplantae; Streptophyta; Magnoliopsida; Ericales; Theaceae
Biological process (GO): CTP biosynthetic process; pyrimidine nucleobase biosynthetic process
Molecular function (GO): CTP synthase activity; identical protein binding
Source: RefSeq, a predicted model, not a curated record
CGAAUUCCUUACUCCCACCAAUUCCCAUUCUUUCCCCCCAUAAACCCUAGCAACCCAAUUCCCAUUCUUCGCUCACUUUCCAUCUCUCUCUCUCUCGCUCUCUCAGACUCAUACGACGAGACUCGAAUACAAUACACAACAGCACACGGUAGUGAUUCGCCCCUAUCAAGAAACAACAACAACAAAGAAACAAAAUACAAAAACCAAAGUUUUUCAGCUGAUAAAACCACGAUUUCGACAAAGAAGAAGAAGUGUACAAUCAAUCAUCAGCGGGAAAAGGGGGCUUAAUUUGAGUUGGGUUUAUCAGAUCAUCAUCAUCAUCAUCAUUAUCGUCGUCGAGCAGAGAAUCAAAAUCAUUAUCAUCUUCAUCUUCUGCAUCUAAAAAGAGAGAAAAAUGAAGUAUGUGUUGGUGACAGGCGGCGUAGUUAGUGGUCUUGGUAAAGGGGUGACUGCCAGUAGCAUUGGUGUCAUUCUCAAGGCUUGUGGGCUUCGUGUUACUUCUAUUAAGAUUGAUCCUUACUUGAACACUGAUGCGGGAACAAUGUCCCCUUUUGAGCAUGGGGAAGUGUUUGUUCUAGAUGAUGGCGGCGAGUGUAUCGGGUUAUUGUUUUCUUGCUGUUGCUGGAAGUUCAGACCUCUUGAGUUCUCAGCAGGAAGAUUUGGUGGACCUGGACCUUGGAAACUAUGAGCGGUUCCUAGACAUCAAGUUGACACGUGACAAUAAUAUCACUACUGGAAAAAUUUAUCAGGCCGUAAUUGAUAAGGAGCGAAGGGGAGACUAUUUGGGGAAAACUGUUCAGGUUGUUCCACACAUCACAGAUGCCAUUCAAGAAUGGAUUGAACGCGUAGCCAUGAUUCCAGUGGACGGUAAAGAAGGUCCAGCUGAUGUUUGUGUCAUUGAAUUGGGUGGUACUAUAGGGGACAUUGAGUCAAUGCCAUUCAUUGAGGCUCUGGGACAGUUCUCCUACCGUGUAGGUGCAGACAACUUUUGCUUGAUACAUGUCAGCUUGGUACCUGUUUUGAGUGUCGUUGGUGAGCAGAAAACAAAACCAACUCAGCACAGUGUUAGGGGACUAAGAAGCCUGGGAUUGACACCAAAUAUUUUAGCUUGCCGCAGCACAAAGGAACUUGAAGAAAAUGUGAAGGCAAAACUUUGUCAAUUUUGCCAUGUUUCGGCAGAAAAUAUCAUCUCACUCUAUGACGUGUCCAACAUCUGGCAUGUUCCUUUGCUUUUAAAAGAUCAGAAGGCACAUGAGGCAAUCUUGAAAGCGCUGAACCUUAUAGGUGUUGCCAAUGAACCUGCAUUGGUAGAAUGGAAAUCUAGGGCUGAACUCAGUGACAUGUUGCAUGAGCCUGUCAGAAUUGCCAUGGUUGGAAAAUAUACAGGCCUUUCAGAUUCUUACCUAUCUGUCCUAAAGGCUCUGUUGCAUGCUUCUGUUGCUUGCCACAUGAAACUUUUUAUCGAAUGGAUUCCAUCCAGUGAUCUUGAAGAUGCAACGGCUAAAGAGAAUCCUGAGUCUUAUAAAGCAGCUUGGAAUUUAUUGAAGGGUGCAGACGGUGUGCUUGUUCCUGGGGGUUUCGGCGACAGAGGGGUGCAAGGGAAAAUUAUUGCCGCAAAAUAUGCCCGCGAAAACAAGAUUCCAUUUCUUGGAAUAUGCCUUGGAAUGCAAAUUGCUGUCAUUGAGUUUACUCGAUCUGUCCUUGGGCUGCAAGAUGCAAACAGCACUGAGUUUGAUCCUAACACUAGCAACCCUUGUGUUAUAUUUAUGCCUGAGGGUUCAAAAACUCAUAUGGGUGGCACUAUGCGUCUUGGAUCAAGGAGGACUUAUUUUCAGGUUGCAGAUUGCUUGUCUGCAAAACUAUAUGGCAAUAAGAGCUUCAUUGAUGAGAGACAUCGACACAGAUAUGAGGUGAAUCCUGAUAUGGUAGCACAACUUGAAGACGCUGGCCUCUCUUUUACUGGCAAAGAUGAAAGCGGUCAACGCAUGGAGAUUGUUGAACUGUCUAGCCAUCCAUUCUAUGUUGGUGUUCAAUUCCAUCCCGAGUUCAAAUCAAGACCAGGGAAACCUUCGGCUCUUUUCUUAGUAGGGCUUAUAGCAGCAGCAUGUGGGCAGUUGGAUGCUGUCUUGAAGAAAAGUGGGACAAAGACAACUGCAAUGAGCAACGGUACUUCAGCAAUAAAAUCUCACCAAUAUGGAAAUGCAGACAAGACUCCCAAUUGGUCAUUAGGUGUUGUAUAUAGCAAUGGGAAUGGUGUUCACUGUUAAAAGGGUAAUGGAUUUUUGUGUUCGUUUUACUCUCUCGGACCUCUCUGUUUCCGAGCGGCCUAUCAAUUUUGCUAGGAGCUUUUUUGAGUUGGUAUUGGGUAGGUGACUAGGUGUUCUAGCUCUCAGAUGAACUCAGUUCAUAGAAUAGAGCUUGAUUCCGGUCUUUUUAAACGGAACAGCCUGUUGUAUGUACCAGCAAAUUGCAAUUUUGAUGAGGGAGCAAUGAACUUUUUAUUAGUUUUAUAUUUUAUA